This is a messenger RNA of Punctularia strigosozonata HHB-11173 SS5, 1361 nucleotides long. RefSeq lists its product as uncharacterized. Lineage: Eukaryota; Fungi; Basidiomycota; Agaricomycetes; Corticiales; Punctulariaceae. Gene Ontology annotation, molecular function: RNA polymerase II general transcription initiation factor activity. The record is from RefSeq and is a predicted model, not a curated record. Gene Ontology annotation, biological process: transcription initiation at RNA polymerase II promoter; RNA polymerase II preinitiation complex assembly. The transcript is spliced from 6 exons. Gene Ontology annotation, cellular component: transcription factor TFIID complex. Bases 54 to 1361 code for a protein of 435 amino acids.
ACUACUCUCCCGCCGGCCCUUCCACCCAACCCGCCCCUCCUCCUCAAACACCUAUGACCUCGUUCGGGACAGGAAUGUCCACGCGCAGACGAAGCACGGCUGCAUCCACGAGCUACAGCCAAUACCACGAUUCUUCGGACAGAACCACACGCUCAUCCGCGAAGAUGAGGUCUCAGCCCAAGCUCAAAUUGAAACUCAGCGAAAAGGCUGCAGCGCAGGCCCCUGGAAUGUCCUUCUUGGGGCCGUAUGACCGUGAGCUGGAUUCAGACGACGAGGACCUCACUUUUGAGGAGCAAUUUAUUCUUCGAAUGCCUCCGGGCGAAGACUGUGAGCGUCUGAGAAAGAUGGUGCAGGCGAGAGAGAUCGGCCCUGAUGUGUGGUUCAAAUUCAAAGAUUCUCGGAGAGCAGUCUUUCACAUCGGCAAUUCGACCUACUCGUCUAAACUUGUCGACCUUCCAUGCAUCAUCGAGUCGCAGAAGACUCUUGACAACAAGCAGAUGUUCAAGGUGGCAGAUAUAUGUCAGAUGCUCGUGGUCGAAGACAAGAUUGCGAAUGAAGACGCGCUUACGAACCAGCGCAACUUCAAUGUCGACGAGUUCAUAUGGCCGCAUGGUAUCACCCCUCCGCUCCAUCACGUACGAAAGCGUCGCUUCCGCAAACGCGCCAACAAACGGACUAUUGAAAGCGUGGAACAGGAAGUCGAGCGUCUCCUCGAAGCAGAUGCGAUGGCGAAUGACGUGCAGUAUGACGUAUUGGAAAAUGUCAAUCCCGACCUGUCAGACUCCGAGUACAUAGACCCGGACGGCCCUGGCGGAAUGGAUGCCCCGACUCCGGGACCUAUGGGCUCAGAUGUCGGGGAUGCACCAACUCCAGCAGCCGAUCGCGACGCGGAUCAAGAAGGGGAGGAAGACGAAGACGGCGUGGGCGGGGAUGGCGACAUCGAUGAAGAGCUGGCAGCUGAGUUAGAUUUGGCGCUCGGUGAUGAGGGAGAUGAGGGAGACGAGGAAGAUGACGAUGAGGACGACGAUGAUAGCGAUGACGAUGAUGAAGAUGAGGAGGACGAGGAAACGAACCAGUCCCGAAGACUACUCAACGAAGAGAUUCGAGACUUGGAAGCUGCAGUUGCGAAGAAGAACCACGAGAUUGCGCACUCUGCGAACCCUCUGAUACGGAAACGGUUCGAGGAUGCGCUCAAGAAACUGCGUACGGAGCUGGACAUGAAGUUGGGUCAAAGGGAUGAUAUGAAAGAGCAGCAACGCCUCAGAGACGAGGGAAUAGCAUCUCAAAACCAGUCUGAAGGGGUUGACGACGAAGAUGACGACGACGACGAUCUAUUUGGAGAUGAAGAUGGUAUGAAUUGA